AUGGCAUUAAAAAGAAAAAGUGAUAAAAUCGAAGAAAAUAACAGUGGAAGCGACACUGAAACCGAAUCAACCACAGAUACCAAUAAUAAAGUUAAAAAAACAGAAACUAAUUCAAGUGGUAAAGCCGAUGACAAAAGUAAAGAAGAAAUUUUCAAGAUACUUUCGCAUGACAAUAUAAAGAAUUUAAAAGCCAAUGAAGUUAAAGAAUGGUUAUCAGAGAUUGCAUAUCAGUUAUUAAAUAAUGUUGUAAUUUUUAUUAAUGGCAAAGAGCAUAUGUUGGUAGAAAUUGAAUUUUAUUUUAAUGGGUACAAUCACGUCGAUGAAUUUACCCACGGAGACUCAAUGCAACGAGAAAGAGGCACUUGGUAUUUCCAUAGAACAAAUGGUGCAGGAUAUAAAGGCGGUUCUUUUAAGGGUAUGGAUAUUACUUUUGGUUGUGGAAGUGGUGAUGGCGCAAGUAAAGACGACAAUGGUGCAUAUGGUGGUAUUUUAAUUAGAUCAGUUCAAAAAUUGAGCGAUCAAUCAAUCAUCGAUGGUCCAUCACUUUGUGUCGAUAAUAUUUUAAAAUUAACAAACUCAAAAGAUGUCGCAUCAUUUGUACAAGAUAAUGGUAGAUCUAUAUUCCAAUCAGAGAAUCCAUUACUUUAUAUGAAAUUACGUUCAGAGGUAGAAAAAGAGCAACCAAAACUCGUAUUACCAAAAGUAGUAGCACCAAAUAAUAUUUUAUCAUGCGGUAGAGUAGGUUUAACUUUUAAGCGUUAUAAAAAAGGUCAAGAGUAUUUUAUUGGCGGAGACUACCGUUACUUAAGAUUACCAGAUAAAGUUAAAAAAGGUAAACACUACAUGACCGUUAAAUUAGCAUUGGCCGGUAAAGAUAGUGUCUCAAUUAAAAACAUCAUUGGUUCCACCGCAGCAGCCAUAGACAAGUUAAAAGCUCAAGUUAAAAUAGGUCAAUCAAAAUCAAGAGAUGAUCUCAAAGAUUAUAAAGGUGAUUUAACAACUGACGAAAUUUGCCAAUUGCUAUCAUUAUGUGAUAAGUUAACAAAAGAAAGAGAUACUAGCGACAAUAGCCAAGAUAACGAUGAUAAUGAUAAUGAUAAUGAUGAUAAAGAAAAUGAAGAGGAGCAAGAUGCCGAUAGCCAAGACGAAUAAAAUUGUUAUACUAUAAAUAAUAAAAAAUUAAAGAAAAAAAAAAAUAUUCAUGUAU
This is a messenger RNA of Dictyostelium purpureum, 1207 nucleotides long. RefSeq lists its product as uncharacterized. The transcript has a single exon. NCBI's taxonomy places the organism in Eukaryota, Evosea, Eumycetozoa, Dictyosteliales, Dictyosteliaceae. The coding region runs from base 1 to 1152 and encodes 383 amino acids. The record is from RefSeq and is a predicted model, not a curated record.